Molecule: messenger RNA, 2312 nt
Organism: Manis javanica (Malayan pangolin)
Lineage: Eukaryota; Metazoa; Chordata; Mammalia; Pholidota; Manidae
Gene: FBXO43
Product: F-box protein 43
Biological process (GO): regulation of mitotic nuclear division; negative regulation of meiotic nuclear division
Cellular component (GO): nucleus
Molecular function (GO): protein binding; zinc ion binding
Source: RefSeq, a predicted model, not a curated record
AUGAAUUUUAAAGGCAGUGAGAGAUUUUCUUGUUUGGAAGCCUACGUAACUUUGACGUCUAAGAGCUCAAGAUCUACUUAUGAAACAGAGAUUUUGAAGAUGUCAGAAAGACAUUCAGGUCAAGGUCACUCUGGAGCAGGAAAUGAGGUGGACUCUCCUACUAUCAGUUUCAAGUACUCCAGCUUCAGAGGUUUUUGUUCCACAUCGUCAUUUCAAGAUAGUGGCUACAGUGAGACGUUAAAAUCUUGCAGCUUUGAUAAUACAGAUAAAGAAUUUUUUGGAAAGAAAGAAAAAGACCCCACAUUAAUCCAUGAGAAUCCUGAACCCUCAAGUCUGGGCUUAAUACAUCCUGUAGUGUCUCCCACUCAAGAAAAGAGGAUUGUCUUCCCCAAAAAGGAAAAAGAUAAAACCCCAGAACUUUGUGAAACUCCUAAAGUCACUGGAAAAAAGUUUUUACUGCGCAGAAGGUUGGACAUAUCUUUCUCUCUUCUAAAGGGGGAUCUUGAAUCACAAAAGAGUUCUCUAGAAAAUAAUAAAAGCCAAGUUCUCAACUUACAAAAAAAUAUUCCAAGUGGUGCCUCAUGUUUUCCAAGACAAAAUAAUUUUAGUCCUUUAGUUUCUAGUACUUUGAAAACAGAAGAAUCAACUUCCAGUAGUCAAAAAUUUAGACUCAAUUUUUCUCAACAAAAGGCUUCCACAAUUGAUGAUUCCAAAGAUGACUGCAGCCUGUUUGAGGUUGAAUGCAUAUCCCCAAUUCAGGGGGAUAGUUUUAAAGACUCUAUCACAUUUGAUCUCACUGACAGCAGUCUGUGUGUUAACGAUGAGAAUAUGUAUCCUGAACUUCUGCGCUCCUCUGUUAGUGGAACAACAUGUGAAACAGAUGAGGACAUAUUUGUGACCCCAGUAAGUAAUCUUGUGGCAAACAUUAAAUUUAAAGCAAGUCAAAGGUUUUCUCCUUCAAUUGAAGUGAGAGGUUGUAUUUCAACACCUGAAGACAGUGGUUUUAACUCACUUUGCUUGGAUAAAUCAGAAGAGUCCUCAUCUGACCAGGAGGGUUCUUUUCAAGAACUACAGAAACACAAAGGAACUCUCAAAGUGGGGGACAAAAAGUCAAGGCGUCUUGGAAGGUUGAGAAGACUGUCUACCCUUCGGGAGCAAGGCUCACAAUCUGAGACAGAAGAGGAAAAGCAGAUCCACUCUGGUUCUGAAACAACACCAGCAGCUGCUUCAGACAUUUCAGAGAGUCAGCCAAGCAGUGAUGAUAAGAGUGGGAACUUGAUUUUAAGCUUUGAAAAUUUAUCAAAGACCCCAGCCUUGCAAUUAAUGCAUGAGCUCUUUUUGAAGAACAAAAGGAAAAGAUUCCAGCAAAAUGCGUCACGUGAAUUCUCAGAAGAAAGGGAUGGGGGGAAAAUAGCUGUACUACAGUAUGUACUUGCAGGACUGAUUGGUAAGAAAAUGGGUCUAGAAAAAUUGGACAUCUUAACAGAAUUAAAAUACAGAAAUUUAAGGCAUGUUCUUGCUAUGGUUUUAGAUUCCUUGACUGCAGAAAGCCUAUGCAGUGUUUGGAAAGUGAGCAAAAAUUGGCGUGAAAUUAUUGUUCAAGAUAAAAAAGCAAAUCAGAGGAGGAAAUUUUACAUUGCACAACUGAAAACAGAAUCUGAGGGGACUAUAUUAAAUGUUGAGGAUGCUGCCACUCGGCUCCAUCUUUUAAAUCGAUCAGCCUUAAGAUCUGUACAAGCUCAGGCUAGAACACCAGGUUUUCAGAAAGAACAAGUUUCAACAUUUUCUCCUUGGGGAGAAGUUUUGACACCUAUAGCAAGCUCUUCUGUUACUCACUUACAUAGUAAACAGGAAGAAUAUGUUAAGGUUGCCAAAACACUUUUUAUUGAUGAAGCUUUAAAACCUUGCCCAAGGUGCCAAUCCCCUGCUAAGUACCAGCCAUAUAAGAAAAGGGGACUUUGUAGCCGCACAGCCUGUGGUUUUGACUUUUGUGUGUUAUGUUUAUGUGCUUAUCAUGGGUCUGAAGAAUGUAGUAGAGGAGCAGCAAAGCCAAGGAAUAGAAAAGAUGCUCUUCCAGGAAGUGCCAGGAGUAAGCAGAAUUUAAAACGCCUCUAAAGAGACUUUAAGUAUAAAAGAAGCAUUCCCUCUAAGUAACAUUUUUUUGUCUGACUUAAAAUUAUGAAUAUUUUGAAAGCAUGCAGAUUUUCCCAUUAAUGACAGAUGAUGAUUUAUUUCCUAUUUUGUAAAUAUAAUCCAUGUCAUUGUAUGUUUUCUUUAAAGUGGUGAGUUUUGAAAAUAUUUUACUAUGUCAU